AUGGAGAGCUUUCAUGACAAUGAUUUUUCGGAUAUAGACGACACAGAAAUGGAAUAUAUGAUGGGAUUUAAUGAAACCGUGAAUGAUUCAGAUAUUUCUAUGUCUAGUGACGAUGAUUCUGACGACGAUGUGCCUUUAGUUGACUUAAUUCAGCGACAGAAUGUGAACCGACGUGACGAGGAAGUGGGUGGGGUACAAGAAUGGAGUGCAAAUUUUAGACCGAUAAAUGUUAACGUUUUCAGUGGAAAUCCGGGACCUUCCGUGAUUAUGGAUGUAAAUAAAACUGAAAUGGAAUUUUUUAAUUUAUUAUUCACACCCCAGAUGAUUCAACAAAUCGUGGAUGAGACCAACAAAUAUGCAACAAAAAAGCAGCUGGAGAAACCUGACGAUAAAUGGAGGAACGUUACAUUUAGUGAAAUAAGAGCCUAUCUUGGAUUUCAGAUUGUGAUGGGGAUUAUUGCAGCACCCAAUUUGGAUAUGUACUGGAGUAGUGAUCCUAUGUUUAGUCCAUGUGGAAUAAAAGAGAGAAUGACACGCGAUCGGUAUGAUAAAAUCAGUAAGUACUUCCACGUAGCUGACACAUCAUGCAAUCCGGCACGCGGACAACCAGGCCAUGACAAACUUUCACAUGUUCGACCGAUUCUUGAAGCCGUGCGUGUAAAUUUGAUGGCCAAUUAUAAACCGCACCGUGAAACGACAGUUGAUGAGGCUAUGAUUGGAUAUACCGGUCGCUUAGGAUUCAAACAAUAUGUGCCAAUGAAGCCGACUAAACGUGGGAUCAAAGUGUGGGUAAGGGCGGACCCUCACAAUGGAUAUGUGAAUGACAUUCAAGUGUAUUUAGGUAAGGAGAACCGUGACGGAGACAAGGGUUUAGGGGAACGAGUUGUGAUGGAUUUAGUAACACCAAUUUUGAAUCGCGGACAUCAUGUGUAUUGUGACAAUUAUUUCACUACGGUAGGACUAUUCGAGGAAUUACAACAGCAAGGAACUUACGCGUGUGGAACAUUUAGAUCCAACAGACGAGGAAUUCCGGACGAAAUAAAACAGCAGAAGCUGAAGGAACAAGGGACAUCUAUCACGAUGCAGAAAGGAAACAUGGUUGCGACAGCUUGGAGGGACAAGAAGACCGUAUUCAUUUUAUCUACAAACUUCGAUCCAACAACGCCGAGGACAACAGUUCAACGAAGGCAGAAAGACGGAAGUCAGAAAGAUGUUUCUUGCCCGGAGUCUGUACGAAAUUACACAAAGUACAUGAACGGUGUUGACCAUGCGGAUCAGCUACGGGCAAUGUACAGUCUAGCGCGCAAGUCAGCCAAGUGGUGGAAAUAUCUUUUCUGGUUUUUAGUUUAUCUUGCCAUAGUUGGAGCCUAUAUUCUGAUGAAGGAAUCACCAAAUCACCAACAGAAGACAAGAACAGGAAAACCUAAGCCACUGACACAACUGGAUUUUCGAAAGAAACUCGCGAAGCAGCUACUUGGGAACUUUAUGCAGUAA
This is a messenger RNA of Mercenaria mercenaria, 1494 nucleotides long. RefSeq names its product piggyBac transposable element-derived protein 4-like. The record is from RefSeq and is a predicted model, not a curated record. Bases 1 to 1494 code for a protein of 497 amino acids. NCBI's taxonomy places the organism in Eukaryota, Metazoa, Mollusca, Bivalvia, Venerida, Veneridae. The transcript has a single exon.